UGGCGCAAGCCUGUAACCCGCACCCUACCUCCCCUCGCUCUCUCCUUUGCUGCCCUUGACACCCGAGUGGGUUUUCCCCAGUAGCUGUUUUCCCAUCACCCUCGCCUUGCUCGUCGUCUUUUGGCAUCAUGGAUCUGGAGAGAGAGAAGGUAUUGUCCGCAGAUAACCAGGAGCACCUCAGCGAGUACCUCUGGGGCUCAGUUGUACCAGCAGACCCCUGCUGGGAUUCCCUUUAUGGGUCGGGGCUGGAGAACUGGGGCUCCUUCCUGGAUGAGGCGGGGAGCGCACAGAGGCUGCCCCUGCUCAUCCAGGCCCUGCUCCAGGCCUACCGCGACCCCUUCGACCGGCUGGGCUGCAGCUUGGAGGAGCCGAGGAGGGCUGGAGAGCUGGACUCUCUGAGGAGCCGGCAGAUUAAGCUCAAGGCUCAGGUGGAGUCAUGCGAGCGGCAGAUUGAGGCUGUGCAGGCUCGGGAGCAGGAGCUACGGGAACAGAACCAGCAGCUGAGAACCACCCUGGGGAGGGAGAGGGAGGAGGUGGCCCGGCUGAAGCUGCUGCUGAGCAGCUGGGGGGCCCAGCAUGGCCACGAGCUGAAGAAAAAGGAGCAGGAGUUGGGGCGUCUCAAGGAGCGGAUGCAGACAGUCCUAGGGGAGCGGAAGGAACGGCGCGGGACCAUAGACAUCCUCAACACCCUGAGCCGUGGAGAUGGCAGACGGGCCACAUGGAGAACCGGGCGACCUGAUGGCAAGAAGGAAGGGGAGCUGCUCCGGACGGUGGCUGGGAAUCUGGAACGGCAGGUGGCCGAGCUGGCCCGGGAGAAUGAGGAGCUGAGGCGGCUGCAGGGCCGGUUGCAGCAGGAAAUGACUGAGUUCCUGGGUGCUUCACAGGAAGACUCUGCUGAAGGGGAGCUGGCUGGUGCUGGGGAGGGUGACACAGUGUGGGAGCAGUGGUGUCACCUCAAAAGUCACAUGGAGAAGCUCAAGGGACAAGUCCCAGAGGGAUCCCCCAGUGAGCACCCAGUGAUCAGCAUCACAGAUCACGAGAAGGAGAUUGCCCAGCUGCGGCAGGAGAUCAAGCAGAGCAGAGAGCUUAUCUCGUGGCAACAACUCUGUCUCCAGGAGCAGCUGAGCCAGGGGGAGCUGCCAACCGCGCUCCGGGGCUCCUACUUCCUUGAGGAGCAGCAGAGGUUGCAGGAGGCCCGGGCCCUCUUUGCCCAACAGCAGGCUCACUUUGCGGUGGAGAGGCACCGCUUCACGGAGGCGGCCAUCCGACUAGGGCAUGAGCGCCGGCACUUUGAGGUGGAGCGGGCCCUGUUUCUAAAGCAACAGUUUCUCGGGGGCCCCAUGCCUGGCCCAGCUGCAUCAUCAGAGACCUUGUCACCUGGCCUGGCCCCCCCUGAGGCCCAGGCCCCAGAAAUGGAGCCGGGUCCAUCGUGCCCUCCUCCUCCUCCUGCUGCUGCUGCUGCAGCUCUGCGAAUGAGAAGCAGCAGCCCAUCUGGGCGCCUUUCCGUGGGUACUCCCAAGGGAGCAGAGCUUUCUGCACUCCUCCAACAUCUUCCAGGGGGCAGGCUUCCCCUAGGCCGCCCUGGAUCCGUGGCUGGGGGCAACCUUCGCCUGCCCUGGAGCAUCCUGCGUGGUGGGCCGUGACCCCAGCGCCUAAGCAGGGACUUGGUGGGGGUUUUUCGGUUUCUGGUUUUUAUUUGGGGAGGCCGUUUUUGGCAGCCCGCCCCCGGGCCCUCUGUACCCAAUAAAGAGA
Messenger RNA from Tachyglossus aculeatus (Australian echidna), 1752 nucleotides. Its product is annotated as afadin- and alpha-actinin-binding protein B-like. The transcript has 13 exons. Bases 129 to 1643 code for a protein of 504 amino acids. NCBI's taxonomy places the organism in Eukaryota, Metazoa, Chordata, Mammalia, Monotremata, Tachyglossidae. The record is from RefSeq and is a predicted model, not a curated record.